Messenger RNA from Gaeumannomyces tritici R3-111a-1, 2385 nucleotides. RefSeq names its product phosphatase DCR2. The record is from RefSeq and is a predicted model, not a curated record. The transcript is spliced from 4 exons. Gene Ontology annotation, molecular function: phosphoprotein phosphatase activity. Gene Ontology annotation, cellular component: cytoplasm. Bases 429 to 2126 code for a protein of 565 amino acids. Lineage: Eukaryota; Fungi; Ascomycota; Sordariomycetes; Magnaporthales; Magnaporthaceae.
CGAACAAUCUUCUACCCCAGAUUUGCGCUGUGGUCUCUUUGCCCAUCAAAGGAUCAAGGAAACAGGGUCUACGGGCGAUCCAAUUUGUGUUGGACGUCGACAACGACAAGCAUCGUACCCGACAGCAAACAAUCACACGAGCCCACGAGCCCACGAGUCCACGAGCGCUGAAAAGUCAACUAGUCUCUACGAAACCAAACUGCCAGGCCCUGCCGACCAACCCGCACCCGCCCCGGCCCAUCACUUGCAGGUCCAAUUCUCCUGGCCCGUGGCGUCGGCGGUCACCGCACCAGCCCAGAAGCGGUCUUAAGAUGCCUGCUGGCACCUGCACAGCAAGCAUACAGCGCUGUCCCUCUCGUCCCACACCCUCCUGCGCCGGCGGCAGGUAGAGCGGCACGUCUGGUGCUCCUGCGCCAGGCCCGCCCAUCAUGACGCGACGCAUCGUACGCACCAUCUUUCAGGUCGCAACGGCGGCGACGGCGGCCUUCAUCAUAAUCUUCUUCCUCGACCGCAACUUCCGCGUGCUCCCCGAUGCGAUCCACGAAUACAUGCCGACCCACCAUGUCGGCCUGGUCAUAACAGACAUGACGAUACAGACGUGCUCGAGCGUCAACCCCUUCUCGACCUGCCAGCUGGAUCCGCUAGUGUGGCACAGGGUAGAGAAGGACCUGUACCUCGGCAAGGGGAUGGUAACGAGCGCAUGGCUGCAUAUCCGCCGGCAGAAGGAGGGGGAGCUCAAGGCCGAGGACAAGGUCGUCUUGGAUGUUACUGUUGGCCGUCUUGAUCCCACGACCAGCGGGACAAAGGGUAAACCCCAGGACGACGCCAAGUGGGAGUCUAGGCCCGGUGGCAUCUGGCUCAAGCGGUCCUCCAAGCGCCACGCCAGCGACAGCAAAAACGUGGUCACGAGUGUCGACCUGCUUUUCGGCGACGACUCGGUCGAGGUGCGCGACGGCUGGCACAUCGUCGGCACCCCACUCCUGCUCGACGCAGGCUCCAAGAUUCCCAGCGCGCACCUAACCGUGCAAAGAGGAAGCCCGCCGGCACCGCCUCCCAAGCCGGUACCGCGCAUCCGCGACAAUGGCAAGUUCAAGAUUAUGCAGAUUGCGGAUCUGCACUUGGCCACGGGCACGGGCAAAUGUCGAGACGCGGUCCCGGACUCGUACAACGGCGGCAAGUGUGAGGCGGACCCAAGGACGUUGGAUUUCGUAAACAGGAUACUGGACGACGAGAAGCCCGACCUCGUCGUCCUCAGUGGCGAUCAGGUCAAUGGCGGCACUGCGCCGGAUGCGCAAUCGGCCAUUUUCAAGUACGCAACCCUUUUGAUCAAGCGCAAGAUCCCCUACGUCAGCAUAUUCGGGAACCACGACGACGAGGGCAAGACGCUGUCGCGGGCCAGCCAGAUGGCCAUCGUCGAAUCGUUGCCCUACUCGCUCUCCAAGGCCGGCCCAGAGGACGUGGACGGGGUGGGUAACUACUACAUCGAGAUCCUCGCGCGCGGCCAUUCGUCACACUCGGCCAUCACCGUCUAUCUGCUUGAUACGCACGCCUACUCGCCACAGGAGCGCAAGUACCCCGGCUACGACUGGCUCAAGGAGUCGCAGAUCGACUGGUUCUCCCAGACGGCGCAGUCGCUCAAGCACAAGCAUCGCGAGUAUACUCAUGUGCAUCUUGAUGUCGCCUUUAUCCACAUUCCACUCCCCGAGUACCGCACACCGGACCAACCAUAUGUAGGCGUAUUCAAGGAGGGCGUGACCGCCCCCAUGUUCAACUCGGGGUUCAGGGAUGCGCUCGUCGAGCAGGGGGUGGCCAUGGUCAGCUGUGGACACGACCACGUAAACGAGUACUGCACCCUAUCCAUGGACGAGGAAAAGAACCCGAAGCUGUGGAUGUGCUACGCCGGGGGCGUGGGCUUCGGCGGCUACGCGGGCUAUGGCGGCUACGACCGCAAGAUCAGGAUGUUCGAGUUCGACAUGAACGAGGGCCGCAUCACCACGUGGAAGCGGGUGGAGCACGGCGAUGCCGAGGCGCUCAAGGCCCGCAUCGACGAGCAGAUUGUCGUCGAGGAAGGCAAGGCCUACUAUGUUCCGCCUCCGCCAGAGGAGGAGAACAAGGAGGGGCAAUAACACGCGCAUGUGAAUUCAGGGCGGGGUGUUGUCCGAUGACGGACUUGUACUCUUUACGUGCGCGUUGUCUUGUCGCGUCUGUGUUUGUGUCUUGUCUGUGAGAGCAGGCCGGCACGCUCUGCAUUGUUCCGGCGUCAUUGUACUCUGGGGUUCUCAUACCUCAUUUUGGAAACGCAAAAAACAACAAGAUAAGUGUAUACAUAGCUUGGAAAACAAGAUACUUUUGGGUUGUCCGGCGGCAAGCCUGUGCCUCUAGAAU